This is a messenger RNA of Porites lobata, 18650 nucleotides long. NCBI's taxonomy places the organism in Eukaryota, Metazoa, Cnidaria, Anthozoa, Scleractinia, Poritidae. The record is from the annotation of a GenBank genome assembly.
CAGAUGAAACUCGCCCACGUCUGAUAUAGGAGUAAGUAAACCUGAAAUUUGCAGAAAACCAACAGCAAAAAAUUGUCAUUACCCUUAUAGACGCGUUAAAACCAGCACAAAUUGGAAGGGCACAUUUGACAUAUUGGAAAUUGUAGGCUGGGGAGUGAGCCGUAGACAAAAUGAGGUGUGAAUAUGUCACUCGAAUAACUUCAAUAGUGUUAAUUAUAAUCUGUCUGGUGAAUGAAAUGGUUUCCGAGCCAAGAUUUAGUUGGGCUGCUAGACGUCGUCGUCGAAGGUAUUGUAAGCCAGUGGACUGCAUCCCUGGAGAGUGGAGCCCAUGGAGUGAUUGUUCUCACACUUGUGGCCCUAACGGUCAUUCCACUACAAGAAGAAAGAUCAUCAAACCUGCUCAAUGUGGGGGAAAAUGUCUGGUGACCACUGUCGGUGCUAGGGCGUGCAAUCGCUUUUGCUUGAAUGGUGGAACGCUUAUACGUUCGUCGUGUCACUGCAAGAAUGGCUACAAGGGAGAAUGCUGCGGUGAAAUGGGUGAGUUAAAAAAGUUUCAAAAGCUGUUUCGUGAUCCGUUUUUUGAACAGUCAGUCGCUGCAUAGCGCAUCUCGUUUGCAUUAUUUUUGAAUCGUCACAAAACUGUAAUCAGCGGCCUGAGCUGACUAAGGCCCGGUUCAGGCGCCGCUUCACUCAUGUGCCGAACCUAACUGAUGAAUUAAGUACGGCAAAAGAGCGGCGUCUGAAUCAAUUUGGUACGGCAGUUUUAGUUUGGUGCCGCAAAAGCGUUAAGUUCGACAGAGUCUGUCGAACUUUUGUCGAACUUAACUUAGGUUCGACACACGGUACGCCGUCUGAAUCAGAUGUCGCGCCAAAGUCGAACUUAUUCAGUUAGGUUCGGCACAUGAAAAGUACGGCGUCUGAACCAGGCCUAAGAAUACUAAAAUCCUGUAUAUUGCAAUAAAUAACGCUGCUGAAUAUUUCAGACAGCUUUUUUAGGAUUGUCUGAAAGCUACAGACUCCCAAGUUAAAGUCGGUAUCGUAAUGUACGAUAAAAUGGAUGAAAAAGCACUAGGUUGUAGCUUGGGAUGGGACAGUUGCCAUGAAGAUAUGAAUUUUUACAGGAAAACAUAACUCACUUUGUUUAUUUAGGUACAGGCAAGUAAUUAUAAUAUGAUCUCUUGGUUUUCUUUCUUGAUUGUUCAAUAAUGUUAAGGAAUGAAUAUGGGGAAAAUAUACCGAGGUUCACUGAUUAUCACAAGUGAGAAGAAAGCAAAACUCUGAUCGCAUCAUGAAUAUACUAUGCAUGCUAGAUCGCCCCAUGUAAGGGAAUCCAGACUCCGGAAUCCUGGGCAUUGGAUUCCGGAAUCCUACUAACAAUUGGAAUCCAGAAUCCAAGUUCCACUGACAAAGAAUCCGGAAUACAGUUUCUGGACUGGAAUCCAUGGCAUGGAAUCCAGAAUCCAAGAUUGUCUUGGGGUGCGUUCCUUUGGGAUGAUCCCGAUCAGGAUCACAUGUGAUCCGAGAUCACUUGGAUCAUAUAUUGUAGAUCAAAUAAACCGAUGAAUCCACUGUGGACAAGGAUUCAUCAGUUCAUUUGAUUUACCAUGAUCCGAGUGAUCUCGCAUCACUGAUCCUGAUCAGGAUCAUCCCAAAAGAUUGGAUUCCCUUACAUGGGGCGAGUGCUAGACCUUUCACCUUUAACGGCGUUUUAGGCCCCCACUUUUUCCAAAGGUAACUUAAACACUACGCUGUGAACCAGAAAGAUCUGUGUUAGCCCUGAAAAUGGGGUCGUAUGGGUGAGUAAAAUACAAGCCUAUUUUGGGUCAGAGCCAAUACAGUCUAAUUAGCUAAGGUUGAUAAGGACCUAAUGGCUGAAUGAAAUGAGUCCCAGAUGGGCUGAAAUGAGCUCAGUUUUGACGGGGCUGUUUUUGGCUUACGUUGUGCUCAAAUGGCUCCAGGAGUGGCUAAAUAGGUCUUUGGCCUAACCAAAGAAAGUUCAUUAGAUGAAAAUAACUUCGCAAAGAACAGGAACUGUUUACAACAAUAACACUGUUAUUUACUGUAGAGAGCGGAACAUGGACCAAUUGGGGAGCAUGGUGCGCUUGUUCCAAGACCUGCGGCAGAGGGACACAAUACCGUAAGCGCUCCUGCACCAAGCCCCGUGGUUAUGGUUGUCUGGGGAACUCUGAAGAAUACAGGUCAUGUAUGAUGAAAUCAUGCAACUUAGGUAAGAGUUUGAUUUCAGUGUUUAACUGGUAAUUUCAUCGCUCUUUAAUCUCAAGAAUGUAAUAACCGAGGCUACUGCAAGUGCCAGAGGCUUUCUCUCGUCUUUCGAAGUAGCCAUUCAUUUACAAAAGAGUUCAUUUUGUUUCCAUAACGAAUUUGAAAUUUGCAUGUGCUGUCGAAGAGGCUUAAUCGUGAUUCUACGGCCACCGACGAGAAAGUUAGUAGAUGGGAAAAUAGCCGUAGUGAGACGGUUUUAUAAGAUUUCGGAAUCUCUCUGGCCUAGCGUCCUUUCCGCAAGCCCAUACCAGGUUCAGUCAGGGGAUCGUGCAACCAAGUCGUAGAUUGUGCCGGGAGGCUUUAAACGCGUCGUUCUCGCAAGACGGGGAAGGUAGGUGGGCUGCCAACCGUUUUACGCCCCGGACUAAAGUGAAGUAGAGAGCACCUUUCAUCAAGAGAGAAUGAGGUGUAAUUCCCUUUCUCUUUUGUACAACUAUUUGCAUUAUCAGCAAUUCAUCACCACCAUGAAAACGUCCGUAAAAUUUGGUGAUUUUUUGCCCAAUGUAAGGGAAUCUAAGACAAUCUUGGAUUCUGGAAUCCACGCCAUGGAUUCCAGUCCAGAAACUGCAAUCCGGAUUCUUUGUUAGUUAGUUGAACUUGGAUUCUGGAUUCCAGUCGUUGGUGGGAUUACGAAUUUCUUGAGCUGUAUGUUCCGGAAUCCAAUGCCCAGGAUUCCGGAUUCCACCAGUUAAAAUGUGUAGGAUUCCGGAGUCUGGAUUCCCUUACAUGGGGCUAGAAAUUGCUAAGCUACAUCUUCGCUCGUUUUUAAUGAAACGUAUCACUUUAAAACUUGGCAAGUUUACUUAGUUUUAGCCUUUUAUUCCUGGGCGUCAGUGUAUUUUUUCUUACGGGUCCGAGACCAAAGUUGGCGGGAAAAAAACGUGGAUGAUAUAAUUCACUAAAAACUUUCAAAACUGCAGCAACAACUCAUGCAGCUGACAUUGCAUAGCUAUUAGUCUCCCUGUUAUUAACGUGACUCUUCCCCUCUGAUCACAUCACCAGAUGGAGGCUGGUCAGCCUGGUCACACUGGGGACAAUGCACAGGUUCGUGUGGCUCGGGACUACAGACCCGUAAGAGAUCCUGUACAAACCCGCCUCCAGGCUACGGCGGGAAAAAAUGUUCAGGACCCGCAGAGCAGCAUAAAAACUGUUUUUUGCAACGGUGUCCAGGUGAUGUAUCAAUUAUAACCUGUUAACUUCUGACAUAAGAAAGAUUAAAAUAUUCAAUACUUUAGUAGAAAGACUUUUUCGGGAGGCCAUGAAGUGCACUGAUAUCAUUUUUCACAAAUUAAAUGUCCUGCCAUGACGUUUUCGAUGGUGGUCAGUUUAGGUUUUUGUAAAUUAAAGUAAACUAAAGUAAAAAUUGCACUUUCUUUGAGUUACAAUGUUUUUAGCACAAACGUUUUAGUUAUAAUAUUAGGCUGAUUUAGCAACAGAACGGGAACGUCAUUUGACGAUGUGAAAGCGCGCGGAAAGUACUAAACUCUACUUCCGGUGCCCAAUUUGCCACUCUGCCAUUGGUCAAGCCAGUUGUUUGAUUUGCGCACGCCGUCGUCAACUGACGUUCUCGUUCUGUUGCUAAGUCAGCCUAUAUUUCCUACUUGAGACGGGACCGCCAUUUUACGUGGUCAUCCGAGCCAUGCAAAGAUUUAGCAGUUUUCAUGAGGGCUAAGGCAAUACCUUAAUUAAUUUCUCAGUUAUUUUAAGAUCCUGAGUAAGGGUCCGGCUCUGGGAUCGAGCCCAGGCCUUCCCGUUCUGCAGUCAAGCGCUCUACCAACUGAGCUAUAAAGUCCAGCGGCGAUUAAUAGAGUGUACCAUGGACUUGACUGAUUAACGUGUGCAUGCCUCAAACCGGUUUUUAAAUGCGCCUCAUCGGGGUGUAGAACACAGAGGCAAAUCAUCAUUUUUUGCAUUAGUGAAUGGCGGAUGGUCAAGCUGGAGUUCUUGGGCUUCCUGUUCCAAGAGUUGUGGGUAUGGAUAUCAAUCCAAAAGAAGAUACUGUAACAAUCCAUCCCCGGGGUAUGGAGGAAAGCCCUGUGUUGGAGCCAGCACAAAAACACGAGGAUGUUCUGUAAAACGCCAAUGCCCAGGUUUGGUGACUUUAAUUUUACGAUAUUCUACAUAAGGAGUGUGUUAUCUUUUAUUUGAGUUGAAACUCAUUGAAAGAGCGAUUUUCCUUAAUUUGACUUAAAAUGAUUACGCAGGAACAAAACGAAAGCAACAAACGGACAAGUAUGUAAGAAUGAUAUUGGUUUCACGCGGAGGAAUGUGUUUGGCGUCAUUACGUGGGCAUCAAAUUUUAGAAAUGAGGAAGCGUGAAUGGCUUUUAGCAUAUCGAUCAUCAGCUGUGAGAAAGUUAAGUGUACAAUAAGUGUGAACUACCACAUCGUGAAAAACGAGAAGGCGAAGUGCUAGAACAUCAUAUGUAAUCAAUAAUGACUGGAGCCAAUGGAGUGUUCUUAGUGAUAGAUAGCUAGAGGUGAAACGAGUGACAUGGAGCGUGAUUGUUCUGUUCAAUUAUAGUUAUUGCAUUUUAUUUAUUUCUCAACCUCGGAUAAGGCAUCUCUAGCCUUAUCAUGAUCAUUGGCUCACUGGAUAUCGAUUUUCAGCCAUUAUUCCUAAGUAUGACCUUAAAUGGAAAAGAAGUGCGACAACAACAACGGCGAAUUUGGAGAGGACAACAGCUUGAAAUCCUACGCAAUUACAGACGACGUUUUGUAAUAUUUAAUGAAACUGGGUAAAAUUUAGCUAAUUUAAUUUCCAUUUUCCUUCUUGGAUACAAGACUGGGGGCUUAUGCAACGCAGGCUCAUGGAAUAACUGUUCAAAAUAUUUCGCUGUUAUUUAGUGGAUGGUGGAUGGUCAGGUUGGCAUUCUUGGAGCAAAUGCUCGAGGACUUGCGGACAAGGACACCAGUUCAGCCACAGAUACUGCAACAAUCCAACUCCGAAAUAUGGAGGCAAACACUGUGUUGGAUCAGACAAGAAGACACGAUCGUGUUCCAUUAAAUCGUGUUCAGGUAUUGAGUCUCUUCGAAUUCAGCCUCGUAUACAGAAUCCUUUAGCCUGUUCAGAAAAUCUCUAUUUUCUCUUUAGAGAUAAUCAAGUGCGAGUAUGAAAAUAAAAACCGUGGGGGAUUUCUUGACCACUAGCGUCAAAAACAUCUGUGGACAGGCUAAGAAGACUCUAAUAAUCCUGGGGCUCCGAAGUAGUUUAUCACUGAAGGACCAAAAAGAAGACUUGAUUUGUUGUUGAUAAUUUUUUUCUAGUAAGGACAACGUGUCCUAAAUGGUGUUUUUCAACGGUCAAUUAACUGAAAAGUACUCUUUUCGAUUUCAGAAAAAAAUAACUUGUCGUAGAACAGUCUUCUCAAAGAAAUAUGUAAUGUAAUAUGUCACGGAUGAAAGAACAACCGUUUUUGUGCUCUGUAUACUAUAUAAUGAAAGUAUUGCAGUUCUAAAAAUGACUCACUGUUACUUGCCUUACUCCAACCUGUUCACAGACUAUGACUUUUGGGGUAAAAUGAUGCAUUAGUCAGUGUCAACCGCCACACCCUCCCGGCCGAGACAUUUAACCAGCGCUCACUGAUAAAUUUGUAAUAUGCCCCACAAUCCAAGGUUAACUGAUUCUUCUGAUUAGAACUAAUAACCUCGCUUAGAGCCAGAAGUUGUUAUCUUGCGCUCCUGCUUCAAUGCGCGGAUUUUUGAGUAAGUCCACCACGGCAGAAAAUACCUCGGCUAUCUUGGCUGCCGUGAUUUGAACAGUCCCUUUUACCUGGGCCCUUUCGCAAAAAACUCCCUGCAAAUUCCCCACUAUGUCCGAGCCCAGAGCGGGGGUGGGAGGAGGGGUGGUGCGGGAGUCUAUAUUGACUUGUGCAUCCUUGCUUGGAUCACAUGCAAUAAGCAAUGAACGAAGCAUGUUGUGUAACUCAGGUAUUUCGUUUCAGUGAAUGGUGGCUGGAGUCCAUGGGGUAACUGGUGCGCAUGCUCUAAAACGUGUGGCACUGGAUCACAGUACCGCAAACGAUCCUGUACUAGGCCCCCUCCGGCAUAUGGAGGAAAACCAUGCGAGGGACAAGCUAAACAGACAAGAGCUUGUAACCAGAAGCUUUGCCCCGGUAUGUGUUAUGCUUGUAACCUUCGAAACACCGUGACGAACACUGGAGUUAAAAGUCAUUGUCAGCUUUCAUUUGGAACGCUCAAGAAAAUCUUUGAGAUAUUCUUUUGACUUAACGAUAUUCUUUUAGCGUAGGAAUCACCCUAAAAUAAAAUUUGGAUAAAAAGAAAGUAUUCAUUAUCUAAAUAAAGCACUCUUGCGCGUGCCAGCCACGAACCACAUGCCAGUAGAAACUCGAUCGCCCCACAGUGCUCGUGUUACUGGAAAUUUUCAUUUUCUUCAGUUUCAUUUUCCCUCAACCUCGUCUCCAGGGCUUUUUCCAUUUUCUAAGGGAAAGUCCUGGGGACAAGGUUGACUUUCCCCUGAAUUUCCGCCUUCAUUUUAUUCUCUUAACAUCAAAUCUGUCAUUUGUUUUUUGUUGUUGUUCUUAGUACAUGGUGGUUGGUCUAGCUGGACUCAGUGGGGUGCAUGCUCUAAAACAUGUGGAAAUGGAAAGCAGUACAGCAGACGGUACUGUAAUAAUCCCGUGCCAAAAUAUGGAGGCAAGAAAUGCUAUGGGGCAGCUGUAAAGACUAGGGAUUGUAAAGUCAAACCUUGUCCAGGUAACUAGGUUAAUUCUCAAAAACAUUAACUCUGGACUUUUGACUUUCAAAAUGGUCAAUAGUCAGUGUUAGCAGACUGUUUGAACAGACCAAUUAUUUUGAAAAAAACAAGUGCACAUGUACGGAUUCAUCGAUUCGAUUGUCAUGUUAACCAAAUGAAUGUCAAUAAACUGUUUAAUCGUGUUGUUUUGUAUCGUAGUUUCCAAAUGUUGCAGACGGGUGGAAUCACCAAAUGACGCAAUACCCCACAGCACAAAGCGAACCAACAAUGGUGUUCGCAGCUCCACGUCACGAAACACCUCUCAAUGUCCAAUAAUUUUCUUUCAGUAAACGGCCGCUGGUCAAAAUGGGCAGCUUGGUCCAAGUGCUCUAGGACUUGUGGGCAGGGAAAGCAAACCCGAAACCGAACCUGUACCAAUCCCCCGCCAAAAUAUGGAGGCACGUGCGUGGGUCCGGCUACUCAAACGAAGUCCUGUCUCGUAAAGAAAUGCCCUGGUUUGUGGAACCUCAAGUGUUUUCUCAAUUAUUCAUUAUUUAUUUAAAUCCGUUAGAAACUACAAAGCUUUGAGAAAGUCAACCUGUACUUAUUGCCGCAGCAAUGGGUUGUUUAGGCCAUUGUUCUUUUCACAGAUCCACUGGUUGGGUAGCCUGUGCCAGGCUCUCAGUCAGAAAAAGCGGGCGAACAAUGAAAAAGUGGGCGGGCGCGCGAAAAACGGCAGGGGGAGAGAAGGGGAGAGUCUGGAACAGGCUACUGGUUGUGUCAAGGGGGAACUGUAUAGUAAGUUCUACGCGCACUUUGCAGAACAAAAAAAACCAAACAAACAAAUAAAGUUCUGAUUAAAUAGCUGUAGUCACUGUAUCAGUUUUUCUUUUAUCAACUUAAGGUCCAUUUUCACCGACGCCUGUUUUGUUUGGUCUUGUUUGUCUCGAACUAAUGUUUCACGUAGUUUAUGGUCUCGUUAAUUUGCAGUCAACGGUGGCUGGGGUACUUGGAGUAAAUGGCAUGCAUGCUCUAAAACGUGUGGCAACGGCACACAGUACCGCAGUCGCUUCUGCAAUAAACCAAGUCCAGCACAUGGAGGAAAGCAAUGUUCAGGGCCAACCAAAGAGACACGAAAAUGUAACACCAAGACCUGUCCAGGUAGGCUCACUUUUCGCUUUUAUAAAUUUUUCUUAAAGAGAAUAAGGACAUGAAAACUCUUAGGUGGCCCUCUUUUUCAUUCCGACAAUAAUCACCAAUCAUUAAAUACAAAGAAAAAAUCUUGAAAACAUAAAAGGCUCAGUCGAAAUGGGCGAAAGGAGCUAAAAGGAGCAAACCAGAGCAAGAGGGAACAGGAAGAAGAGAGACCCUGGGAACGAGGGGAUUCGUUUCAGUAUCUUCUUUUUAAAUUACUUCACACGAUUACGUGCGUUGUAUCUUGAACUCCUGCGAGGCAAUGUCUCGUUCAAUAACACACUCGGAGAAUCGACCUACGCCCGACAAUUUAAGCACUUAUUCACUCUAUAUCAGAGUAAUAAACCGCAAAGUUAUCAUCAGUGCAUUCUAGGACAUUUUUACUGGAAUAGCGCUUAUAGUUGAACGACUCAGCCAGUGAAAAAACAGGCGACAUUUCAGUUUUUAUACAAGCAAACAUGGAAGAUAGAUAAUUUUGAAAUCUUGGGUGUCUUGCCUCAUAUACUCACUUGACUCUCCAAGUGUUUCUCCCCAUCAGUUUUCGCUAAAAAAAAUUUUUAUCGCAACCGUUUCGCACUGACCCUUUUAUUCGGAAUCUUCCUUAGUCAACGGUCGCUGGUCAUUAUGGGCAAGAUGGUCCGCGUGUUCUAAGACGUGUGGGACUGGAACCAAGACUCGAAAGCGAUCGUGUACCAAUCCCCCGCCUCAGAACGGAGGAAAGGGAUGCAAAGGAAUUGAUAAACAAACAAAGUCCUGUUUGCUGAAGACAUGUCCCAGUAAGUUCAACUCAAGUUUAAAAAUAGGAUUAUUCUUUUUCUCAAUAACAUCACAAUUACGUUAUUAAUAACCUCCUCUUUGUCUCCCGUUAUUACUGACUGUAUUUAGUUGUUCACACUUUCUAAAAAGAAAACUGCUUUGUGCGUUUUUCUGACAAUUAUUGAGGGCUACGAAUGAUUAAUUUUUUAGCGGACGGUGGUUGGAGCGCAUGGGGAAAAUGGUGCGCCUGCUCUAAGACCUGUGGCACUGGAACACAGCACCGCGGUCGGACCUGCACGAAUCCAAGGCCUGCGUAUGGAGGGAGACAGUGCCUUGGAGAAAACACGGAGACCAGGAACUGUAACACAAAUUCUUGCCCAGGUGCGCAUGCUCUUUAACCAAAAAACGCUCACAGUAAGGCUAUGUUCACACCAUACGGGAUAGCUUUUGCGCCAGCACUUGAGGGCUGUCCCGUGCAGUGUGAACACAGCAGCCUAAUACUCACACUUAAUCCGACCUUUCUUUUGUCUGUCGCACAAUUAGCUUUCCAUUGUUCGAUUUUAACCUAGUUUAACCUUACUUUAUUCAACUACUGCCAUGCAAUAUCAUUGGCUAAAAUAAAGGAAAAUGAUUUCUGUUCUGUAACUUUUUAGUAAUCAGCGGCUGUCGAAAUUCCAGCCAUGGCUUAAAACCGCUCAUAUAUUGACUAAAAACUGAAAACAGCGUUAAGAAAUAUCAAACUCGUAAAAUUGUCGUCCCUAUCAAUCUAACACCCCCCUCUCCCACCCCCUCACUCGAUACUAUCCGUCUCCCCCCCACCUCCCUCGAUACUAUCCGUCGAUUGAAGGGUCGCUUUACACUAAAGCUAGCUUUAUUUUACGUGAAAACCAGGUAAAAUCUGAUAUAGCUGAACUUACCAUUUGCGGCAGGCUGGUUCUUUCUUGACACUUGUGCUUCCUGUUUGUCUGAUGCUUCUUAGGUUAUGGUGGCUGGGGUUCCUGGGGAACAUGGUCAGCAUGUUCAAAAACCUGUGGAACUGGAUCUCAAAGCCGGAAAAGAACUUGUUUUGGUUACAACUCUGGAUAUGACAAAUGUCCUGGAUCACAUGAGGAGACGCGUGACUGUAACACUCAAAUGUGCCCCGGUAAGUCACGUUUUAGUUAUCUUGAACAGGGAAACAGUCAUUAAAGGAAAGAUGAACACCGCAAAAGUAAAAUAAAACAAGACGCUACGGAGCGUACACUUCGGCGUCGUGGUUGUGGAACUAAUUAAUUGUAAAUGCGGAGGAAUAGUAAGAAAUCAAAUAUGGUAAGAGUAAGGUGUUAAUUUGUGAAAUUAUGGGAUUUGUCAGGAUAUUCUGAAAAGAGCAUCAUCCAAGAGGCCUACUUGCCAAAAACUAGAAUUUCGGGACAAAUUGUCUCCGAGAUAUUAGCCCAGUUAUGCUCUGAUGACUCCAUACAAAUCGUUCUGAAAAAACAAUUCUCUAUUUUUCUUAGUCACAUCAGGCUUCAAAAACAGCAUAGCAGUCUCAUGUACUGAUUAAAGAUAUGUAAGGCAUGGGUAAGGAGUCAAUUACGUUGAGCACGGAAUUGGCUAAAACUCAAAGUCACGAGUUCGAAUGUUUUGAAAAUAAUUAUUCACUGACUAUCAGCACGCAGGGAUGUCGGAUUAACACAAGGAAGUUUAACACCAAAGGAACAUAGCCUUUACAGAGCUUUAAAACACAGCAUCCGCCAACACAAACUUGACUUGAACUUUGAGUAAAACUAAACAGCCUCUACCAAUAAUAACAAACUCUCACUUGAACUUCAGAUAUCUUGCGGCUUCCGCGAACUUGUAAACACAGAACCUGAAAAUCGACCUUCGUCACACUUGACUAAACACAGCAGUCCAGCUCGUGGGAAAAAACUUAGUUCGUCAAAAGAACUCGCUUGGAACUUGUAUACCGUUUGACAUAAGGUUCUAGAAAAUACCAAACAGGCGAAUAGUAGUAGCUUUUCGACAUAUUUUAUGAUUUCAGUAACUGAUGCAAAUCUGCUGAGUCAUGCUGAAAUGUAAACAUGCCCUAAUUAAUUAUUCAUGAAUAAUCCAAAAACGUAGAGAACGUUAGAGAAAGUCACGCAACGCAUGAAAGCAAUUUUACUACGUAACACUCAACAAAGACAAAAUGUCUUUGUGCAGCAUUUUGUAACUUUAAAUUCAUCAUAAAACAGUUCGAAAGGAGGGCUCACUCGUGAAAUGUUUUUCAACACUCAAAGAGAAAUUUCGUGUCUCUGCGCGGCCACGAAAUAUCCUCUAUUUAUUCCUCGAGUAAUUAAAGACUAAACUCGAAGUGAUCUCGAGAAAUCACGAAGUAGUCCGGUCUCAUUUCGGGAAAUAGUUGAAACAAGCCGAAAAGUCGCGAACUUGCACGCCCAAUCUUGUCCCGAAACGUGCAUCAUUUCAUAACUAUUUUUCAUAUCCCAAACAACCUUGGGUCGCAGUAGCGCAAUCGGCUAAUCCCUCAACUUAGAGUCUCCUCUGAUCUGACAAGUCACACAGGUGAGUCGGUUCAAACCCCGGGAAAGCCAAAAUAAUAAUUCUUUCUUCCUCGAAAAAGUUAAAGAAAUCGAAGUGAUCUCGAGAUAUCUCGAACUAAUUCGGCUGGCACUUCGUCAAAUAGCCGAAUAGAACCGAAAACCUACAGACUUUGCUUGCCCAAAUUGUAACUUUGAUACAUUCCUGAGCGUCGCGAAUCCUUUACUUCGCGCUCCGCCGAAGUAAUAAAUAAAACGGAGAGGUUUUCAGCAUGAACGAGCAAACGAUCUAAUGAAUGAAGUAACGCUCUCUAAACAACAAGCUGCUGCUCCGAUGACGAUCUGACUAAACACGUGACUGUUUUAUUUUUAACCCUUUUCAGUCAACGGCCGCUGGUCAUUAUGGGCAACAUGGUCCGCGUGUUCUAAGACGUGUGGGACUGGAACCAAGACUCGGAAGCGAUCGUGCACCAAUCCCCCGCCUCAGAACGGAGGAAAAGACUGCAAAGGAAUUGAUAAACAAACGAAGUCCUGUUUGCUGAAGGCAUGUCCCAGUAAGUUCCCCCUCAACUCUACGUGCCGACAAUACAUUUUUUGAAAGUGGAGAAUGAUCAUCGUAGUAAAUUUUCCAAUUUAAGCAAUUGGAAAGAAGAAGCCUGAAAAAAAAAUUAGGGCUUCAACGGGAUUCGAACCCGUGACCUCCGCGUUACCGGUGCGUUGCUCUACCAACUAAGCUAUGAAGCCACAUAAGCAUUGUUUUCAGUUUCUCGAGUUUUUCCAUCUUUACCUACUAUUCAGUUUUGUAUUUGCUCUGUUAUUAAUACCUUGUUGCAAUGUUUUUAGCGACUAUUUUUGUUUCACUCAAUUUGGUGACAGUUUCUACUUUCAGAAUUUGGAUGAAAUCCGUGAUUCAGCUCCAUUAAAGUGACGUCUCCUCCCGCGCCGCCUCUUCAUCUUUAUUUUCGCACCUGAAAAUACUGAUAGUCUUUACACUAGAGCCUAAAUAAGCUAAGAAAUAUUUCAAGACAAGUAAUUUUUAAUUAUUUCAAGUAAAAUAAAGCCCUUAUAACUCUCUUAUAAACCGCAGUUAAUUAUCAGUGCAUUCUAGGACAUUUUUACUGGAAUGGUGCUUAGAGUUGAAAGACUCGGCCAGUGAAAAAAAGGCGACAUGUCAGUUUUUAUAGAAGCAAACAUUAAGGAAGAUAGAUAAUUUUGAAAUCUGGGGUGUCUUGCCUCAUAUACUCACUUGACUCUCCAAGUGUUUCUCCCCAUCAGUUUUCGCUAAAAAAAUUUUUUAUCGCAACCGUUUCGCACUGACGCUUUUAUCGGGAAUCUCCCUUAGUCAACGGUCGCUGGUCAUUAUGGGCAACAUGGUCCGCGUGUUCUAAGACGUGUGGGACUGGAACCAAGACUCGGAAGCGAUCGUGUACCAAUCCCCCGCCUCAGAACGGAGGAAAGGGAUGCAAAGGAAUUGAUAAACAAACAAAGUCCUGUUUGCUGAAGACAUGUCCCAGUAAGUUCAACUCAAGUUUAAAAAUAGGAUUAUUCUUUUUCUUAAUAACAUCACAAUUACGUUAUUAAUAACCUCCUCUUUGUCUCCCGUUAUUACUGACUGUAUUUAGUUGUUCAGUUGUUUUCUCUGCGUGGCACUGAACUAACGAUAACAAUAGACACUUUCAAAAAACAAAACUGCUUUGUACGUUUUUCUGACAAUUAUUGAGCGUUACGAAUGAUUAAUUUUUUAGCGGACGGUGGUUGGAGCGCAUGGGGAAAAUGGUGCGCAUGCUCUAAAACGUGUGGCACUGGAACACAGCACCGCAGUCGGACCUGCACGAAUCCAAGGCCUGCGUAUGGAGGGAGACAGUGCCUUGGAGAAAACACGGAGACCAGGAACUGUAACACAAAUUCUUGCCCAGGUGCACAUGCUCUUUAACCAAAAAACGCUCACAGUAAGGCUAUGUUCACACCAUACGGGAUAGCUUUUGCGCCGGCAUUUAAAGCUAUCCCGUACAGUGUGAACACAGCAGCCUCAUCAAUCUGACGCGGCUAAGGGUUCUGCUGUAUGUAGUUCUCUGCACUGUGGGACUCGUUACCUUAUAGCAGUCCUAGCACGCCCGACUGCUCAGGUGCCCCGUUGGGCGGGGAACGUUUCCAGGGGCCAGGUUCGAUUCCUGGGCGAUUUUGGCGUACUGGUGUACAGUCCUUCAGGCGUUGAUCGGCAGAGCCAUUGCACUCCGGCUCUGUUAAGUAUCGUGAUGUCGUUCGGCCAUUGCACUGACCAUUGCUCUACCGAGUCCGUGGCUGGGGGCGCCUGAAAAACAACAACAAAUAAAAACUCACGUUCAAUCCGAUUUGCGUUUUCUUUUGUCUGUCGUACAAUUGGCUUUCCAUUGUUCGAUUUUAACCUUACUUUAUUCAACUACUCCCAUGCAAUAUCAUUGGCUAAAAUAAAGGAAAGUGAUUUCUGUUCUUGUAACUUUUUAGUAAUCAGCGGCUGUCGAAAUUCCAGCCAUUGCUUAAAACCGCCCAUAUCUUGACUAAUAACUGAAAACAGCGUUAAGAAACAUCAAAUUCGUAAAAUUGUCGUCCCUAUCAAUCUAACACCCCCCUCUCCCACCCCCUCACUCGAUACUAUCCGUCUCCCCCCCACCUCACUCGAUACUAUCCGUCGAUUGAAGGGUCGCUUUACACUAAAGCUAGCUUUAUUUUACGUGAAAACCAGGUAAAAUCUGAUAUAGCUGAACUUACCAUUUGCGGCAGGCUGGUUCUUUCUUGACACUUGUGCUUCCUGCUUUUCUGAUGCUUCUUAGGUUAUGGUGGCUGGGGUUCCUGGGGAACAUGGUCAGCAUGUUCAAAAACCUGUGGAACUGGAUCUCAAAGCCGGAAAAGAACUUGUUUUGGUUACAACUCUGGAUAUGACAAAUGUCCUGGAUCACAUGAGGAGACGCGUGACUGUAACACUCAAAUGUGCCCCGGUAAGUCACGUUUUAGUUAUCUUGAACAGGGAAACAGUCAUUAAAGGAAAGAUGAACACCGCAAAAGUAAAAUGAAAUAAAUAAAACGCAGAGAUUUUCAGCAUGAACGAGCAAACGAUCUAAUGAAUGAAGUAACGCUCUCUAAACAACAAGCUGCUGCUCCGGUGACGAUCUGACUAAACACGUGACUGUUUUAUUUUAAACCCUUUUCAGUCAACGGCCGCUGGUCAUUAUGGGCAACAUGGUCCGCGUGUUCUAAGACGUGUGGGACUGGAACCAAGACUCGGAAGCGAUCGUGCACCAAUCCCCCGCCUCAGAACGGAGGAAAAGACUGCAAAGGAAUUGAUAAACAAACGAAGUCCUGUUUGCUGAAGGCAUGUCCCAGUAAGUUCACCCCCCCCCUCCACUCUACGUGCCGACAAUACAUUUUUUGAAAGUGGAGAAUGAUCAUCGUAGUAAAUUUUCCAAUUUAAGCAAUUGGAAAGAAGAAGCCUGAAAAAAAAAAAAAAAUUAGUGCUUCAACGGGAUUCGAACCCGUGACCUCCGCGUUACCGGUGCGUUGCUCUACCAACUAAGCUAUGAAGCCACAUAAGCAUUGUUUUCAGUUUCUCGAGUUUUUCCAUCUUAACCUACUUUUCAGUUUUGUAUUUGCUCUGUUAUUAAUACCUUGUUGCAACGUUUUUAGCGACUAUUUUUGUUUCACUCAAUUUGGUGACAGUUUCUACUUUCAGAAUUUGGAUGAAAUCCGUGAUUCAGCUCCAUUAAAGUGACGUCUCCUCCCGCGCCGCCUCUUCAUCUUUAUUUUCGCACCUGAAAAUACUGAUAGUCUUUACACUAGAGCCUAAAUAAGCUAAGAAAUAUUUCAAGACAAGUAAUUUUUAAUUAUUUCAAGUAAAAUAAAGCUCUUAUAACUCUCUUAUAAACCGCAGUUAAUUAUCAGUGCAUUCUAGGACAUUUUUACUGGAAUGGUGCUUAGAGUUGAAAGACUCGGCCAGUGAAAAAAAGGCGACAUGUCAGUUUUUAUAGAAGCAAACAUUAAGGAAGAUAGAUAAUUUUGAAAUCUGGGGUGUCUUGCCUCAUAUACUCACUUGACUCUCCAAGUGUUUCUCCCCAUCAGUUUUCGCUAAAAAAAAUUUUUAUCGCAACCGUUUCGGACUGACGCUUUUAUCGGGAAUCUCCCUUAGUCAACGGUCGCUGGUCAUUAUGGGCAACAUGGUCCGCGUGUUCUAAGACGUGUGAGACUGGAACCAAGACUCGGAAGCGAUCGUGUACCAAUCCUCCGCCUCAGAACGGAGGAAAGGGAUGCAAAGGAAUUGACAAACAAACGAAGUCCUGUUUGCUGAAGGCAUGUCCCAGUAAGUUCAACUCACCCUAAACUCUGCACGCCAACAGUAAAAUUUUUGCAUACACACACAAUUGAAUAACUAGAUUCCUAAGAGGUAAAGUUAACUGUUGUUCGUUCUAGUGACGCUAAUUAGAGGCGGAUAUAUAUCCACCUGCCUUUUAUCAUAUUUGAAUGGAAAAGGCGCAUUAUAAAUUUCUGUGAGGUUCAUGUUUGUCUUGUCCCAGAGCGUUUCUUGCAUCCCAGCUGAGCGCUUAUAUACCACGUGACUGACCAGCUGCAAAGAGACUAUUGCUGUUAGAGCGAUUUUCGUAUGACCUUGAAAAAUGGUUUCGGUAAGUGUUCGUUAUUUGUUUUAUCAGCCAAUGGAUGAAAAGAUCAAAACAUGCCAAAGAAAACCCUAAUAUGGAGAAGGCAUUGUUCGAUUGGCCAAUCGUGUUGCAGUAUGACGUCAAAGCGAAGAAUGGAUUGAUUUCUAGAAAGUUCUCGGGCAUGAAGUAGACACGCGCGUUUGUGUCCGCUCGAUGAACCAAUCAUAUCGCUCUAUUUCCGUUCGUUUCUUGGUUCGGUUUUGUUCGCGCGUUUUCAUUUCAAGGUCAAACGAAAAUCGCUCUAUCAAUCAGCAUAAAAAAGUUCAGGAGAGGAGAUCCAGGAGCGGGGAGAGGAGGUCUAUUUAAGAACAAGAAUAAUCCUUGAAUUUGAUUAAAUUUUUUUGAAGUUGUUGUUAAUGGCGGAUGGGGAAACUGGAGCGACUGGAGCGCAUGUAGUGCAUCAUGUGGGCCUGGGAACAGCAUCAGGACACGGCGAUGCGACAGUCCUCCACCGGGUUCCGGGGGAAACCCUUGUGUGGGACUUCGUUUGGAGAACAAGCCUUGCAAUUUAAGACCAUGUCCUACAGGUAAAUAUACAGAGCAGGACGAGCACAUGUAUAAAUGCGAGUAAACGAAGGCGGGAAUUGAAGUAUGUAACCAAGAUCAAUUGAGGUUCCUAAGUAACUGAUCACCUAUCCCUCCCCAAAGUCACAAUUUUACCUUAAGGGAGAAGUAAGUGUUAAUGUUAACUUAGGGGAGGGAUAGGUGGUCAGUUACCCAGAACCUAAACAAGAGCCGAUUAGAAUUCGGUUCGUAAAGAAACUUAUUUACGACCGAGUCUGACAAAUGAAUGGAGGAGGAAGGACUGACAAAACAAAGAAAGAAACAAAUUAACGGCGGACGAAAGAAUAAAUAAAGGUGACAGGAACGCGAUAGGUAAUGACUUGACGCUGUAAUUAUUUGGUAAGAUGACAGAAAUAAACAAGAUAAUUUUGCAAAAAAUUCAAUUGAAAUUCCAUGAUAAGGUUACAAUUUCCAUUAUUAACGUGUGAAACCUUAUUUCGUACGCUGCUGAGUAACUAAUUUCUGAAAAAUACGGACGAGCCGGCACCAAACUCGUCCAAGAAGUACAAACACAUGUAGACUUUCAUACCUUUAUUCUUUUAGUUGCAGUUGUCAACGGCGGAUGGGGGAACUGGAGCGAGUGGAGUGCCUGUAGUACAUCAUGUGGGCCUGGGACUAGUAUCAGAACCCGGCGAUGUGAUAAUCCCCCUCCGAGUCCCGGAGGUAAAUCUUGUGUGGGACUUCCCGUGGGUAAUAAGCCAUGUGAUCUGGGACCAUGUCCAGGAGGUGAGUGUAUUGCGUUACAAGUCAACAUUUAUACCAACUAUCCCAUCUAAUCCUAGGCUGGACAAAGAACAGGUCCCGGUUGCUCAACGGUUGGAUAGCGCUAUCCACCGGAUAAAUCACUAUCCAGCGGUAAGUGUUAGGCAAUCCUAUUGCGUUACCCAUUGCUUUAAAAAAUUUGUCCAGUGGAUAACGCUAUCCAUCUUUUGAACUAGUAGGGCCAGUAAUGUAAAGUAGCAAACAGGGCAGGAGGUUUCAAGCAAACAAUUGCGGUCUGAAAGAAACAAAUUGCGGGUGCCUCGCGUAUCGCACUUAUUUACAGACAAUAUAUUUUCCGGUGUUCGAACGAUGUAACCACAUCAAACCUAGGAGGAAAGAGGAUUUUCUAUUUCCCUAUGGUGAAGACAGAUCCUUCCGGGAAUAUCUAAGUGGGCGAAGGCGCUAAAACGAGAGGAUUUCGAAACCUUGUCAACACUUAUUUCCUUUUCAUUAAACUCUUUACUUUGCGCUGCAUGUCUAUCAUUAGGAACUCUUUCUCUCUGGUACUUUGGUCCUUUGCUCACACUUUCGCGGUUCCGUGCUUGGUGCCCAUUCAUUUUCAAUGCCCCAUUAAAAGGGGCCACUAUUACGAAAGUAGUAAUUAUCCAGACAAGGCCCCAGUUGUUCAAAAAUUGGAUAGCGGUAUCCACCAUAUAAAUCUCUAUUCAGUUGAUAGUGCAAUUGGUUUCCCUAAUACUUAUCCAUUGGAAAGAGAUUUAUCCAAUGGGUAGCGCUAUUCAGACCGACACAUCGUAAGACAAUUCGAUUGUCAUCGUGAAUUCCUUUUCAUUUGUGGGUGUGCAAACACAAAGAGUGACAGACAUUCUAGUUGGCUUCUUGAGACUUUCCUGUCUUUCUAAGACCCGACCUAAAAGGUCGACUCAGCGGAAGUGUGGAGGGUAAGUAAGUGUCCCAAUGAUGAGCCCCUUGUGGUACUUUCUCGUUUUCCCUUCAGGAAAACUUCAUUGUUUGUUGUUCGCUUACGCUUGUCCUUGAACCUGCAGAUUGCUGGAGUGACUGGAGUGACUGGAGUGACUGGAGCCAAUGCACUAAGGCCUGUGGCUGUGGGAAACAAUUCAGGGUCCGAUUUUGCAACUGCGCGUACGGCCAAGGGCAUAGCCAGUGCCAGGGGCCCGGAGAGAGCUCACAAACGUGCAACUGCAAUGCGUGCCCGAAUGGCCCCCCUUUUUGA